CCUCUUGAUUUUGAAACGACAGCCAUUCACAACAUUGUGUUCCAAGCGGAAAAUCCGGAGCCUCUGGUGCCUGGUGUUCAGUACAAUGCCAGCUCGUUCGCCACGUUCACCCUUUUUGUGACAGAUGUGAACGAAGCCCCUCAAUUUCCCCUGCACAUAUUCCAAGCAAAAGUCAGUGAAGACGUGGCCAUAGGCACCAAAGUGGGCAACAUGAUUGCCAAGGAUCCGGAAGGUCUGGACAUAAGUUAUUCCCUGAGAGGCGACACGAGAGGCUGGCUGAGAAUUGACCCUGCCACUGGCGAGAUCUUCACUGCGGCUCCACUGGACAGGGAAGCUGAAAGUCUGUAUCGCGUACAAGUGGUGGCAACUGAAGUAGGUGGGUCUUCCUUGAGCACCGCAGCGGGGUUCCACCUGGCUCUGACCGACGUGAACGACAACCCCCCGCGGCUAGCGAAGGAGUACACAGGCUUGUUCUUCUGCCACCCGCUCAGCGCGCCCGGAAGCCACAUCAUCCAGGCGAGGGACGAUGAUCUGCAUUCAUUUCAGUUUACAUUUGCCCUUGGCAGCGAAAGCUUACAAAACGACUGGGAAAUUUCCAAAAUCAACGGCACUCAUGCCAGACUCUCCACCAAACACACCAGCUUCGAGGAGAGAGUUUAUAACGUCCCAAUCCGCAUCAACGAUGGAGGUCGGCCACCCUUGGAGGCGACUGUCUCUUUAUCAGUCACUUUCUGCUCGUGUGUGGAAGGGAGGUGUUUCCGGCCAGUAGGUCAUAUGCCUGGGAUACCUACUGUGGGCGCGACAGUUGGCAUACUCCUGACCACAUUUUUGGUCAUUGGUGUAAUUUUAACAGUUGUGUUUAUACGACUGAAGAAGAAUAAAGGCAAAGAUAAUGUUGAAAGUGCUCAGGGAUCUGAAGCCACACCUCUGAGAAACUGAAUUUGAAAAGAAAUAUUUGUCCCAAGUGCCAUUGGAUAACACCACCAUUUAAUCCCACAAUUUUUGCUUUUCAUCCAACAUAUGCACUAUAAUUUUUUACAGAUAUGCCUUC
Messenger RNA from Myotis lucifugus (little brown bat), 1051 nucleotides. RefSeq names its product cadherin-17-like. Gene Ontology annotation, biological process: multicellular organism development; homophilic cell-cell adhesion; calcium-dependent cell-cell adhesion. The record is from RefSeq and is a predicted model, not a curated record. Gene Ontology annotation, molecular function: cadherin binding; calcium ion binding. The annotation marks the transcript as partial. The transcript is spliced from 6 exons. NCBI's taxonomy places the organism in Eukaryota, Metazoa, Chordata, Mammalia, Chiroptera, Vespertilionidae. Gene Ontology annotation, cellular component: plasma membrane; adherens junction; catenin complex.